Messenger RNA from Salvia splendens (bonfire salvia), 1151 nucleotides. RefSeq names its product cytosolic sulfotransferase 5. Bases 152 to 1033 code for a protein of 293 amino acids. Lineage: Eukaryota; Viridiplantae; Streptophyta; Magnoliopsida; Lamiales; Lamiaceae. The transcript has a single exon. Gene Ontology annotation, molecular function: sulfotransferase activity. The record is from RefSeq and is a predicted model, not a curated record.
GCCUAAAAUAAAAAAAUAAAUGAAACUUUAAAUUAUGGAGAUCAUGUGAUACACUUUGCAAUAUUUAAUUUAAUUAUUGAUCCGUGUAAUAACGUUAGCAAGCUUCCAUUACAAAAGACGAGCAGAAGCAGGUGUUUGUUAGCAUUCAAAGAUGUCAUCAAACUCCGCCGUCGAUAGCAACUCCGAUCCCCCAAAAUCCCCCUUCUGGGGAGAGCCAGAUGCCCUCACCCUCCGCGAGGGCUUCUGGCUCCCCACCUUCCUCCUCGACUCAUCCUCCGCCUUCCGCCAUAACUUCCAAGCCCGCGACGGCGACGUCCUCCUCGCCUCCCCAAUCAAAACCGGCACCACGUGGCUCAUGGCCAUCUCCCACUCCCUCCUCACCAAACCAAAAUCCAGUGAUGCCGAUGCCCUAGCCACCAACAACCCUCACUCCCUGGUCCCCACAGUCGAAUUCGAGCUCUGGUCCCCCACCACAAACGUCAACAUCUUCGACCCCACCUCCCCCCGCCUCCUCCACACCCACCUCCCCCUCUCCCUCCUCCCCGCCUCCGUCUCGAAAAUCGUGUACAUCGCCCGGAGCCCCGAGGACACCCUCGUCUCCAUGUGGCACUACUUCAACACCGUGGCCGGGGAGGUGGCGCUGGAGAAGGCGGUGGAGUGCUUCUGCUCCGGGGCCCACCCCUUCGGCCCGUUUGACCGCCACGUGGCGGAGUACUGGCAGGAGAGCCAGAGGCGGCCGGAGAAGGUGCUGUUUGUGAAGUACGAGGAGAUGAAGAGGGAGCCGAAGAGGGGGGUUUUGAGGAUUGCCGAGUUUCUCGGGAGGCCGGUGGGCUCGGAGGAGGAGGUGGAGGAGAUUCUGUGGCGGUGUAGUUUGGAGAGGCUCAAGAAUCUGGAGGUCAAUGCGGCUGAACAUUCUGCUUACUUUAGGAAAGGUGAAGUGAGGGACGGGAAGAAUUAUUUGACGUCGGAGAUGGGAGAUCGGAUUCAUCGGAGCGUGGGCGUUAAGCUCCAGGAGUUGGGCCUCUUUUUCUAAUUCACGACCAACUACUCUUCUCUUCUGUUCGGUUUAAUAACAUGUUUUUCUUCCAACUGAUUGUUGCAAGUAAACGAGUGUGUCGGUGUUUGAAAGUGUACGACUCGUUUCAAUUUAA